This is a messenger RNA of Centruroides sculpturatus (bark scorpion), 2736 nucleotides long. RefSeq lists its product as uncharacterized. NCBI's taxonomy places the organism in Eukaryota, Metazoa, Arthropoda, Arachnida, Scorpiones, Buthidae. Gene Ontology annotation, biological process: negative regulation of DNA-templated transcription. Bases 1284 to 2210 code for a protein of 308 amino acids. The record is from RefSeq and is a predicted model, not a curated record. Gene Ontology annotation, molecular function: transcription coactivator binding. The transcript has 5 exons.
AAAGUGGAAAUCGGUAGCGAUCUCUGGGAAUUUUACGUUUUUGUCCUGUUUAAAAGUUAUCGUUGGUUGGGUCUGGCGCCACUGUUUCGUCACGCAUGGAUGCAGUUGUUGUCCUGCUAAGUAGCGUGACUCCAAUGACUCACCGCACGUUCCAGCCGAAAGCAUGCGAUCUCAUUCUGUUUUAUCUCGCUUCGGUGCGACGCGUCACGUACUUACACAAUCCGUUUAAAGCGCCGGCGCGCCGCGUCGCGCUUCCAACACACGCCCGCGACGAAACUAUUAGUCGCGGAAAAUUGCAUUCUUUAUAUAAUUAAAAUCAUUCCUCUAGCCGGGAGAGUCGCGUAGGCGUAGUUUACGUCGAUUUUCUCUUAGCGACGCUUGACGUCGUCACUUACCGCUCUCUGUUGGCAAGGGGUGCAGACUACUUUUGGUACUGUACGUGCCUGACAUGCCACGCAUUACUUUCCAUCCCUUGGUCUCUUUUCACCACAUUGCAUUCAUUUGGCUUGCUUGCCUCCUCCGACUUUUUUUUUUUUUCUCCUCCUCUCCUCCCCUCUUCCGAAUCUUUUAUCGACUGCAUACUUGUUAGCUCCCCCCUCCUUUUCUUAGGCUGCCCCCUCCAUCCUCUGCUGAUUUUUCUUAUGAGAGAGAGCUGGCAUCGGUAUGCACUAUAAAGGUCUCGUUUGUCCUCUCCGUCGAGGAAUAAAUCAAAUUAAGCUAUCCGGCAAUAAUUUCCGAUGUCUGUUCUUUUUUCCUCUCCCCUCGGAAUUAUUUUUGGGAGCUUAACAAGGAGGACCGAGACGGACCGCCGCACGUCAACCGUCUCCUCUGCCGUCGAGAACGGAGAGUCCAAAGUGGACGGUCCGUUUGCUGUUGUCUUUCUUAAUACGGAUCUCUAUUUUUAAUCCAUUCUUUGUCUAUUGACGACGAAGAUGAUGAUAAUAAUAAUUUCUUUUUCCUUUAGAGAUGCCCGGAAUAUUUUUGUGGAAUUUUUCUUCCGAAAAUACAAAUUCCCGAGACUCGGUCAUGCAAUUAAUGCUGUGGAAAAAUCUGCCCGGUUGUCCGAGGAUAAAAAUACGGCGGUCUCGAGACGUGGAUGCCUUUUCGGUUUCAAUUAUAAAAUUUCUGAAAUGCUUCUCCUUUAAAAAUUAACCAUAAUUUAAUUUUUAACGUUUUAAAACCGGUGCUUCGCUUAACUGAAAAAAUUCUUUCGAGUCGACCGUUUCCUUUUAGGCCUUCGCAUCGCUAGAUUGCGAUGUCUUCUAGACCGGACUAAAUAUCAGAUGGACGACUGCCGAGAUUCUCCUUCGAAAGAACUUCCGACUAAAGAAUUGAAGUACCGAAGACUGAAAGACAGAAGGGAACUCUCGACGAACAUGUUGCCGUUAAGAGUUUGGAAUAGGAAGUGUUCUUCUCCGCAACAAAUUCUCUCACCAGAUGGAGAAGUGAGAAACGGACAGUGCUACAAUACGUCACCGGUCAUGAUGUCUCCUUGCAAAAAUAGUGAAAACAGCCCGACUCUAGUGAUGUCUCCCCUACACUGUGAAACGUGUAUGUUGCACAAACCGGACGGUUCCGCGUUGCCUCCCUGCGGCCACUGUCGUCUACCUCCUCACCUGACGGAGAGACUGGACCGGGACGUCACCUGCAUCAACCUUGCCGCCUGUGAUUCCGACGACGACGACAGUAACGAACCUUUGGACAUGAGCAAAAAGUGUGCACGGCAAGACGACGAACCCAUUUCCGGGAACAGUCAUCCCAUUCAGCAGCAGAGGCCGUCGGUCAUCACGUGUGCUUCGGCAUUGUUGAGAUCUCAGUGUCACACAAAAUCUAAUUGUCAGAGUGCUCACUGUAACGGCAAUUCCGAGGGGAAGACAAACGAGAAGAACGAAUCGGACGGAGGCGAGGACAUCCGGCCCGGUCACAGGAGAGAAGUGUUAUCUGGAAUGUGUGAUCCCGUUAUCGACGAACAUUUCAGGCGUUCUCUGGGGAAAGAUUAUCCGGAAUUUCUUUUCUCCACUCAUUCUACAAGCGUAUCGAUAACAGUGGACGAUCACUUCGCUAAAGCCCUGGGAGAUACGUGGUUGAGACUCCAGCAGACGAAGACGUCUUCGGUCGAGAACGGAACGGAUUCCAAAAAUAAGAAAGCGUCUCGCUCUCCGCCGUCUUCUCCCGUAAGGUCUCAUUCGCAGGGCGUAGUUUCGCUGUGAUAUCAAGACUCCAUCGUUGCAAUUUUCAUGUUGCAAACAGAAGAGAAAGUAACAUUUAAAAAUGUAUGUCUUCUGUCUGUCAUCGUGCAAAACGAGAAUAUCAAUAAAUGUGUAGAUUAAGCUCCCUUCUCUGUCGUCCCCGACUCCGACAGUUUUAGAAGCAGACGCGAUCCAAACGUCGACCCCCUCGCAUAUUCGAUCCGUAACGUACUGCAUUUUUUUUUAUUUUGUUUGUUUUUCUGCCGUCUGCAAACGAGGAGAGAGAGAGAGAGAGAGAGAAAAAAAAAAGAGUACAAACUUUAUUUUGCUCACGCUUAAUAAUAACAUCAAAUCAAUGUUAUUCUCUUACGUGUAAAUUUUAUAGCCAAAUAACAGCACAGGGUGUAAUAAUUGUUUGUUGGUUCUAUUAUCGUUUUAUGUAAUUGUAGGAUAUACAUAUUACUAUAGUAGUGCAGUAGUAUCGACGGACGUCUUGUGCAAACUAUUAUGGAUGUAAAAGUUUCAAAAUGUAAAAAAAAAAAAAAAA